This is a messenger RNA of Humulus lupulus (European hop), 1865 nucleotides long. Its product is annotated as transcription factor TGA1-like. NCBI's taxonomy places the organism in Eukaryota, Viridiplantae, Streptophyta, Magnoliopsida, Rosales, Cannabaceae. Gene Ontology annotation, biological process: regulation of DNA-templated transcription; DNA-templated transcription. The transcript has 10 exons. Gene Ontology annotation, molecular function: DNA-binding transcription factor activity; sequence-specific DNA binding. The coding region runs from base 379 to 1470 and encodes 363 amino acids. The record is from RefSeq and is a predicted model, not a curated record.
AUUUUUGUCCAUACCUCCCAUUUUCCCACGCGAUCUUCCCGCGCGUGCAUCUUAAACCCUCCUCCUUCUUCCCAGGCCUCUGCCAUUCAUUUUCUCCGGUAAAUUCCUCCAAAACCCAUUUAUUUGGCCACUGCUAUGAGAUGACGUCAGCAGAGUGCGCAGGUUAAGGGGUGCAUAGCGAACGAGGAUCCAGUGUCCAUCUGGUGCGCACGUUAGAAUAAAGGGUAGUAGUGGAAAGAUGACAAACACGAAGCUGAGAGAGGGCUUAUUUAUAGUAUUAUUUCUUGUACUGGUUUGGAUUCGGACUCCGUAGUUGCAGACUGAGAAUUUGAGCUGGAAGAAUAGAUAACGAAGAAGAAGAAGCAGAACUGAAUAAGCAUGAACUCUACUUCCCAAUUUGUCUCCUCAAGAAGGAUGGGAGCAUAUGAGCCUAUCCACCAGAUGGGCAUGUGGGGAGAAAACUUCAAAAGUAAUGGUAGUCUAAAUAAAUCACCAUCUAUUCUUGUGGAGGGAGAUACAGAACUAAACAAUCAGUCAGAAGAUACUUCAAAUGGAAUCCUGGGACAUUCUGACAAAUUUUACUUAGAAGGAACCAAACCUGCUGAUAAGGUACAAAGAAGACUUGCACAGAAUAGGGAAGCUGCUCGUAAAAGUCGUUUACGUAAGAAGGCCUAUGUUCAGCAGUUAGAGACAAGUCGUUUGAAGCUGGUCCAAUUGGAGCAAGAGCUUGAGCGAGCCAGGAAACAAGGCCUUUAUGUUGGUAGUGGUGGUGGAUUAGAUGCUAAUCGUUUGGGCAACUCUGGAGCUACAGAUGCAGGCAUAACAGCAUUUGAGAUGGAGUAUGCACAUUGGGUGGAAGAACAAAAUCGAUUAAUUUGUGAGUUGAGGACAGCUUUGCAUGCACACAUAGGAGAUGGAGAGCUUCGCAUGCUAGUAGAAAGUAGCAUGAACCACUAUUUCAAACUUUUUAGCAUGAAAUCAAUGGCUGCAAAAGCUGACGUGUUUUAUGUGAUGUCUGGAAUGUGGAAGACGUCAGCAGAAAGGUUCUUCUUGUGGAUAGGAGGGUUUCGCCCUUCUGAACUUCUUAAGGUUCUUGAGCCCCAUCUUGAACCCUUGACGGAUAAUCAACUUCUAGGUGUUUAUAACCUAAGACAAUCAUGUCAGCAAUUUGAAGAUGCUCUUUCUCAAGGUAUGGAAAAACUCCAGCAAACAUUAGCCGAAUCUGUAGCUGCCGGUCAGCUAGGUGAAGGCAAUUAUAUUCCACAGUUGCCUACUGCUAUGGAGAGGUUGGAAGCUCUAGUGUGCUUCUUGGACCAGGCUGACCGUCUUCGACAGGAAACCCUGAUGCAUAUGUCCCGUAUCUUGACAACUCGUCAGGCUGCUAGAGGCUUGCUUGCCAUGGGGGAGUACUUCCAACGUCUUUGGGCUUUGAGCUCGCUUUGGGCGACACGUCCUCGUGAGCCAGCUUAAUCCAACCAUGGAAGAAGAAGACAAGUAAAGUUUGCAACAGAAAACAAGAUAGUCACUACCAAAUCUGCCAUAUGCUUCCACAACGAGUGGUGCCUUAGCUACUAAAUCUUGAAAACAUAAUGUAGAGUGUCUAAGCUGCUGGUCACAUUAUUCAAGCAGCCUCCAAUAUCUGAGAAACUGUAAAUAUGAAUAGCCAUUUUGGUGUAGAGGUGGUCUGUUAGUAAAUUAAUAAAAUUUAAAGCUUUUUUGUACAUUACAAAUGAUAUAUUUUUAGGAUUUAUAUAUCAUGUCUACAAAGGCAAGACAGACAAGUAUCUCAUGUAGUUAUUUGUUUGAAUGGCUCUCUGUAUUUUUUAAAAUAUAAUGAAUUGCACACACUUUAUUAUUGUGUAUAA